AUGAGUGGCUCUACAGAAUCUAAAAAACAACCAAGAAGAAGAUUUAUUGGGAGAAAAUCUGGCAACAGUAAUAAUGACAAAUUAACUACAGUGGCUGAAAAUGGCAACGAAAUAAUCCACAAGCAAAAGAGUAGAAUCGCCCUAGGUAGGAGUGUUAAUCAUGUGCCAGAAGAUAUAUUGAAUGACAAAGAGUUGAAUGAAGCCAUCAAAUUAUUGCCCUCUAACUACAACUUUGAAAUCCACAAAACUGUGUGGAAUAUCAGGAAAUAUAAUGCUAAAAGAAUAGCCCUACAGAUGCCUGAAGGUUUGCUGAUUUACUCAUUGAUUAUAAGUGACAUUUUGGAACAGUUCUGUGGUGUUGAAACUCUAGUAAUGGGGGAUGUGUCUUAUGGUGCAUGCUGUAUUGAUGAUUUUACUGCUAGGGCAUUGGAUUGCGAUUUUAUUGUGCAUUACGCUCAUUCGUGUUUAGUUCCUAUUGACGUUACAAAGAUUAAAGUACUAUAUGUCUUUGUUACUAUAAAUAUUCAAGAAGAUCAUAUUAUCAAAACGCUGCAGAAGAAUUUUCCUAAGGGAUCUAGAAUCGCUACAUUUGGUACCAUUCAGUUUAAUCCUGCGGUACACAGCGUCAGAGAUAAACUGCUUAACGAUGAAGAACACAUGCUGUAUAUUAUUCCACCACAAAUCAAGCCUCUAUCGAGGGGUGAAGUAUUGGGGUGUACUUCUGAAAGAUUAGAUAAAGAACAAUACGAUGCCAUGGUAUUCAUCGGUGAUGGUAGAUUUCAUUUGGAGUCUGCAAUGAUACAUAAUCCGGAAAUUCCUGCAUUCAAGUAUGACCCAUACAACAGAAAGUUCACUAGAGAAGGAUACGAUCAAAAGCAACUCGUGGAAGUUAGAGCAGAGGCCAUUGAAGUCGCUCGGAAGGGUAAAGUUUUUGGUCUGAUCUUAGGUGCAUUAGGUAGACAAGGUAAUUUAAACACUGUAAAAAACUUGGAAAAAAACCUGAUCGCAGCAGGUAAAACCGUGGUGAAAAUUAUUCUAAGUGAAGUUUUUCCCCAAAAGCUCGCAAUGUUCGAUCAAAUUGAUGUUUUUGUUCAGGUCGCAUGUCCUAGACUGUCCAUCGAUUGGGGUUAUGCCUUCAAUAAACCACUAUUAACACCAUAUGAGGCUAGUGUCUUACUAAAGAAAGAUGUCAUGUUCAGCGAAAAAUAUUAUCCAAUGGAUUAUUACGAAGCUAAAGGAUACGGGCGUGGGGAAACUCCGAAACAUGCGAUUGAAUAG
Molecule: messenger RNA, 1278 nt
Organism: Saccharomyces cerevisiae S288C
Lineage: Eukaryota; Fungi; Ascomycota; Saccharomycetes; Saccharomycetales; Saccharomycetaceae
Gene: DPH1
Product: 2-(3-amino-3-carboxypropyl)histidine synthase
Exons: 1
Coding region: 1-1278 (425 amino acids)
Biological process (GO): protein histidyl modification to diphthamide
Cellular component (GO): cytoplasm
Molecular function (GO): 2-(3-amino-3-carboxypropyl)histidine synthase activity
Source: RefSeq, marked reviewed